This is a messenger RNA of Symbiodinium pilosum, 444 nucleotides long. NCBI's taxonomy places the organism in Eukaryota, Dinophyceae, Suessiales, Symbiodiniaceae. The record is from the annotation of a GenBank genome assembly.
AUGGCAUACGCAUGGCUGCAUGGCAGUAUGCCACUGCUUGCAAAGCAGCAAAAGUGUGGUGCAAGGUCGAACCAGUCUGUACGCUCCCAGCAGUCCUUCCGCUCGGGUCCGGUGGGGGAGGGCGACCGCAGCCCUGAAGACUCUGGCACACUGCGUGCCCCGCCGCGCGUGGAGCCCGUCAAAGUCGAAGCUCGAAUACCGGAGGAUGAUGGACCAACACCCAGCAAGCUGCAGAGGAGGGUCAGCGCUGGAUGCUUGGCGGAGGCCGACCGUCCAAAGACAAUGCUGAAGAGACGAGUGUCCUUCGACGAGGUCUUGUACAUGCAGCACAUGGUGCCCGUGGUGCCAAACCAGUUGCCAGCCGCGGCCGCGUCGCCGUCCCCGAAGAGCUCGCCAGCGAAUUCACACCACUCACACUCCGGCUCCGAAGGCUCUGAUGGCUGA